AUGGGCAAUGGAACCUCCAAGUUCAAGCAGCUCAAGGAUAAAUUAAUCAAGGACAAAAUCAACAAGGAUGUAUUCAGCAAGGAUGUCUUUAAUAAGGACGUCUUCAGCAAAGAUGUAUUCAACAGGGACAAAUUUCACUUUCCCCGCCGUUCUGAGGAUGGUGGCAGCCGUUCACGAAAGAACUCGAUGAAGGACACGACAUCGCCGGAGCCUCCCAUUCCGGAAUUCCCCCAGCCCGGAAUGACCAGAUUGGACCUAUCGAAAGCUAUGCCUAGCUUGCCAAAGCAACCAAGCGCAGACACUGCGAAGCCAGAGCCACCUCUGCCGUCUUCACUCACAUCCCAGUCAGCCUGGCCAAAUACCCCGAAGACAGAACCCAUUCCAGCACAAGCGAAAUGGCCAAUGCCGCCAACAGGACCGCCAACCCUAACACAGGGGAACUGGCCUGAACCACCGAAAGGAGGGCCGAGCCUGGCACAGGAGAAUUGGCCGGAACCACCAAAGCAUGGGCGGAUCCCGUCACAAUCUGCCAAUGAAAUCGUCGAGGAAAGUCCCGAGAAAAAGGUGAACCAGGCACCCCCGAGAUUAUCACUCGCAAAGUCAGGUUCCGGCUUCUUUGACCUGUCUUCCGAUUGGCUCGAGCAACACAGGGCCGCCCCAACUCAGUUAGAAACCGUCGAGGAACCUGCGAUUGAUGACUUCCAGAGCCCUUCCUACCCGCCCCCCAAGAAUCCUGUCAAAGAACUCGUCGAGGAGCCCGGAAAGACAGCCAUCCAGGAAUCCUCGAGGAAAGUGAUCGAUGAGCCUGCCAAGGAGCCCGUCAAAGGACCCCCCAACGAACUAAAGGAGAGCAACCAAAACAUCAAUAAAGAGGCUUCGCAGGAAUCCCAAGGCAAUGAUCAGCAGAGCCGACCUACUGGAUAUCGGCCACCGACCCCGGAGUAUCAAAAGGAGGAUGUUAAGACUCCAAUCGUUGACAGUUUCGCCUCCCCUCUUUCCCCAGCCUCCUCUCCAGAGCCUCUCCAUAACGAAUCAGCACAAGAUUUGCCCAAGGCUCAGUCGGAAAAUCAACCUACGGUAAUGAAAAAGGAACAGUUGGUGUCAGACGUGAAGGUUGAGACUCAACCCCCACCAAUGAAACCUACCCCUGGUGACCCUAUUCUUAAAGCUCCUCAGCCGGUUUCAGCUCCAGCCCCAAUAACACCAAGAAGACUUUCUCUUGACAUGAGGUCAAGAGCCGGAACCCCUCCUUUGACUGAACCGUUUCCAUCUUACGCGGCCAUGCCAUUCUCUGGCCGCAACUCACCUGGUCUUUCCGGCCGCAACUCGCCUGGUCCAGACGGACCACGUGGUCGCCAGUUUGAGGGCUACUUCAGGCCAGGGUCAAGAAAUGCCUCUGUUCGCCCAGAGUCAAGAAGUGGCUCAGCCCAUCCUGACUCAAGACGACGUCUAGACUCCAUGAGAAGUACGGCACCGGAGCCCGACAGGUUUGUUCGCUCAUCUUCGGGUGAGCUUCUUUACAGAGGACGAGACGGAACGCUCUAUCCGGAGAUGAAGGAGCUUCGGGAACCCGACCCCAAGGCCGCGUAUUUCCCAUUACAGAAUAGCGAGCCUGUCGCCGAGGGUACGGUUUUCCAAGCGGUGCCUCUUAGAAACACCCACUACCGCUGUUAUCAAUCUCACAAAUCCAUGCUGAAGCGCAACAAUAAACUCUACCCUCUGGCCUGCCAAACGUGCCAGAAGUCGGAUACGGAAGAUCGAUGGGCUUGCACAUUCUGCUCCCUGAGAAUAUGCGAUUCCUGCAUGGGCGUCUUGGACUCUAAAAAGAAAGACUUGGCUUCUCUAAUGCACAGCUUGGCGGGCCAAACGCCCUCGGCCAGCUGA
Messenger RNA from Clonostachys rhizophaga, 1884 nucleotides. The record is from the annotation of a GenBank genome assembly. NCBI's taxonomy places the organism in Eukaryota, Fungi, Ascomycota, Sordariomycetes, Hypocreales, Bionectriaceae.